Manduca sexta (tobacco hornworm) is the source of this 945-nucleotide messenger RNA. RefSeq lists its product as uncharacterized. The transcript is spliced from 2 exons. Lineage: Eukaryota; Metazoa; Arthropoda; Insecta; Lepidoptera; Sphingidae. The record is from RefSeq and is a predicted model, not a curated record. Bases 221 to 823 code for a protein of 200 amino acids.
GAAACUUCGCAUCCAUUUUGCUUGAAACCUAUUGUUGAAAUAUCUAAACACAUUUGUGGCAAAAUUACAAUGAAUGUAACACCGGAGCAAGAAAUAGAACAGUUGAAAUCACUGCUAGAAUAAUGGCGGUGUUUUGUAAAUAUCCCACAAAAACAAAACUCGUUAAUGAUAAUGGAGUUAUUGGUGAAGUCGGACGCAUGUUGACGCAAGUGGUAAACUUAUGGAUUUAUUAUUGUUUAUAUUAAUCACUUUGCAAAUAAUAAAAAUCAAUUCGAGAAAAUACGCGUCUUCCUCCGACGAGAGUAUAGAGAACUUGCUCUACUACAAAGACUGUCAGCACAAAAAGAAAGAGGAGCCUGCAACAGUUACUCCAACAGUCCUCCGAGCUCCUGAUAUCCCAAGAAACAGGGAACCAGAUUGCCCAUUCCCAAGAAUGUGUUGCGCUUUGAGUUGUGGAAACGAGUGUGGUUCUCCACCAUUUUCGGGAAGAAAUAUGGAGCCUUUACCACAAAAUUUCUUAAAGCCAAUCCCAUCACCACCAAGACAGCCGCUAAUAUCAGUGCAACCGGUGCCACAGAAAGGAAAGAAAAAGAGGAUAAAACCACAGCCAAAGAUCCCGCCGAUUGGAGGCCGAAGAGAUUUCGGAUUCACGAAGGAGAAAAUUAAAAGCCUAAUAUCCCAAGACGACGAUAUAAGGAAGAUUUUGAAAGACCUCGUGAGGGUCACGAUGCAGAAGGUGGAUUUAAUGGAUAUGAUAAAUGGUAGAAGUCCUGUUGCGAAGAAUGUUAAGUCUGAAGUUUCUGAUAGUGAAGAUGAUUAUUGACAUCGAGUAAUUAAUGUUUGUAUAAGUAAAUAUUUUUAUCGGGAGAAAUGGUAUUGAACAGUGUUAUUUUGUUGGGUUUUUGCUUCAUAAUUCUGAAAUUAUAAAAUUGUAACAAAAAAAAA